This is a messenger RNA of Trichoderma harzianum CBS 226.95, 2750 nucleotides long. Its product is annotated as glycosyltransferase family 4 protein. Lineage: Eukaryota; Fungi; Ascomycota; Sordariomycetes; Hypocreales; Hypocreaceae. The transcript is spliced from 8 exons. Gene Ontology annotation, molecular function: glycosyltransferase activity. The record is from RefSeq and is a predicted model, not a curated record. Bases 297 to 2354 code for a protein of 685 amino acids.
CGACAAUCCACGCCACGCAAUCAUUCAUAUCCUAUAGAAGCUAGCCAUUAAAUUCGGAGAUUCGGGUAUAAAUACGCACUUCAUCCCAGAAUUGACUUUGAUCUUUUUGGCUUGCUUGUUUUGGCUGAACCUGCAUGAACACAAUACGCCUGGACAGAGGUCUCCGAAACUAGCCUCACGUCGUACUUAGCCAUCGUAUAAUUUAUCAUAUAUCAUAUUUAUAAGCCCAACGAUAUUUGCAUUUGGAAACAUUCGUUUUUAUAUCAGAAAGAAACAAUAAAACACAAAACAUCAAGAUGAGUGACGCGUCUAAUCAAGAGUUUCACGUCAGCGCUUCGCUUCGUCGCAAGUCGCAAGCGGAAAAACUGGUCGAGAAAGAAGGAUGUUUCGGCCUUAGCCUGACUCCCGUAUUCAUUGGAAUUUCGGCCACAUCAUCCGGGUACAAAGAGUACUUGGUUUCCUUUGCUGUUCGUGAUGCUACUUACCUACUCGAUUUUGCGAUUAAAAAGAUUUCACCACCAGAAGGCUCAAAUGGUCGCGAUUUCAUUGCCGACUACAUUAUCAAGUCAAUCAGGUGGUACGAGCAUACAACUUUCGUUAAAGUCGUAGGCGCUGGCCUUCCCCGUGCGUUGCAGACGACGAGCCCAACACUUUGCUCUCGUCUUUGGCUGGAACUGGACAUUGUUCCUCUUGUUAUUCAGCAGCCUCAUGAACAUACAGAGAGGAUAAGUCUCUGGCUUACCAAACGAGUGGACGAACAAGCUGAUUCAAUGGCACGAAAAUGCAUCAUGAACUUUGGUCCUUCGUUGGCACCUCUUUUACAAGUUGCCUGGCGCGGUAUUGUAGAAGUUGAUGCAUCAUUUCAAGCGCCGCUCAUCUCGGUCGAGGAUUACAAGACCACAUGCAAUUCCGCGACUUGGGAGGCAGUGAUGCAUUAUACAAAAAAUUUACGAAAGCAUAAGACCAAGAUUGCUUUCUUCAGCAGCACUCCUCAAGGUGGCGGCGUUGCAUUGAUGAGACACGCUCUCGUGAGAUUUUCUCGUGCGUUGGGAGUAGAUCUCCGCUGGUACGUUCCAAAACCUCACCCGGGAGUGUUUCGAAUCACCAAAAAUAUCCACAAUACGCUGCAAGGGGUGAGCGAGGAUGGUAAAUACAUCUCUGCGGACGAAAAGAACGCGAUAGUGGACUGGAUUACCGACAACGGCAAACGGUAUUGGUUCUCAAACGAUGGACCAUUGUGCCGACCAGAUAAAGGCGGCGCUGAUAUCAUAAUUAUUGACGAUCCUCAAAUGCCUUGUCUCAUUCCGCAAAUCAAGAAACUUACACCAUCGCGGCCAGUGUUUUACCGAUCACAUAUCCAGAUUCGAACCGACUUGAUCAAAGUCGCUGGCUCUCCUCAAGCAGAUAUCUGGGACUUCCUCUGGCAAAAUAUCAAGCAAGCCGACUUAUUCAUUAGCCACCCGAUUCCUUCUUUUGUGCCCCAUAAUGUGCCGAGGGAGAAGGUGCUGUAUAUGCCUGCAACGACCGAUUGGCUGGAUGGCUUAAAUAAGCCGAUGGAAAUUUGGGAUACUGGAUACUACGGCCAUCUGUACAACGUCAAAUGCCGUUCAGAACGAAUGACAGAGUUGCAAUGGCCAAGAAGGAGAUAUAUCAUCCAAGUAUCCCGCUUCGAUCCCGCCAAGGGACUGCCAACAGUUGUUGUUGCUUACGCUUGCUUCCGAGAGCAGCUCGAAAAGCAUGGUGGCGUCGCCAUCCCCCAGCUCGUCAUAUGCGGCAAUGCGUCCGUUGAUGACCCCGAUGGUAUUGCCAUUUACGAUCAAAUAAUGACGCAGUUAGAAACAAAAUAUCCCCACAUCAUGGGCGACGUGAGCGUCAUGCGCUUAGAUCCAUGUGAUCAGCUAUUGAACUGUCUUAUGGCAAAUGCCCAUGUUGUCCUACAGCUUUCCACAUACGAAGGUUUCGAAGUCAAGGUCUCUGAGGCACUCCAUGCGGGUCGCCCUGUCAUUGCUACAUAUGCUGGCGGGAUACCCCUUCAGAUCAAAGAUAAAAUCGACGGCUUCCUCGUUGAGCCGGGUGAUUGGAAAGCAGUCGCUGGUCAUUUGAUGGAGUUGUUUACAGAUCUCAAACUACACGAUCGAAUGUCACAAGCCGCCAAAACUGGCGUUUCGGACGAAGUUUCGACUGUUGGAAAUGCGUUAUCGUGGUAUUAUCUGGCCAUGAAAUGGGCGCAGAAAGGGCCUAAGCUUGAACUGAUGGGAAAUGAACAAUGGGUUAAUGAUAUGGCUCGAAGCGAAGCUGGUCAGCCAUAUACGGAAGGCGAAAAUCGCUUACCACGCAGCUUCACUCAGUUGUAGUCACGCAGUAUACGCAACAUUGGAAUUGCUACUUUCACUUUAGCGAACCUGCACACUUAGGUAACAGACAUGACGCGAGGUGAUUGAGUAUGCUUAAUGGCAACAUUAGCACUAUUCACAAUGUCCGUGAAUUGUUCAACGGUAUUGUAAUCCCCUUUCAUGUUGCUUGUGUCAAUCGCGCAUCUCGAUCUCGACUAUUUAGACAAGAUGGCGACCAGAAAACGAAUUGAAGGUGGCUACUCUGCUUGGACCACAAAGGCGGAAAGGUGAGUGUGUUGUAUUAUGUAGAGUGAAUGCUGUAUGACGGAAAGUGAAUGUUAAAUGAUAGAAAGUGAAUGAAGGCGUGACUAUGUAGUCAUCAAUAGGGUCUAGUUUUGAACGUUAUGUACAUCAUCC